AUGUCCUUGUCCACUAUCGAGACAGAAAGAACCAAGUUCAUUGAGAACACACAAAACACAGUCAUUGCCUACAGUGACGGCACAACACGUCUUUGUCUUACUAUCAAGACAGAAAGAAAACAGAAUUUUCGGGCGAUUCCUGGCCAUGCGGGCAAGAGCAAAAUUUCUAAGCCGGCAAGAACACGUGCAUUAAUGGAGAAAAUCGGUCAAGCGCCAGUUGUCCUGAAUCGGGAGAUACCCGGAUUUGCUGUGAAUCGUAUCCAGUAUGCAAUAUUAAAUGAGUGCUGGAGGCUGGUAGAGGAUGGUGUGAUGAAUGUGAAAGAUGUUGAUACUGUGAUGUCCCAUGGCCUUGGACCCAGAUAUGCUUUUAUAGGGCCACUGGAGGUAGCUCAUCUUAAUGCAGAGGGUAUGGAGAACUACUGUGAAAGGUACUGGCAAAGUAUUCACUCAGUUAGUAACACGUUCGGUCCCGUACCAAAGAUGACCCCUGAUAAUGUUGUCAACACCACCAUCCACCCGCAGUUAUGUGACAUGGUACCGAUGGAGAAGAUGAUCGAGAGGAGGAAAUGGAGAGACGACUCACUAGCACGUCUGGCUAAACUGAAAAAGGAGCGAGCCAAAAAGGAGUGAAAAGGGCGUUAGCAGCCUUAUUAUUAAAGAUAGUUUUUUUUGGACAAUGGAAACUGAUGAGAAAUAGUGAUGAUACUGUUUUGAAUCUGUAUAGUCUGUCAGUUUGAUCUCUCUGUAGGCGACCUCUUCAUAAGGACAGCAUCGUUUUAAUCAAGGCUCCUCUAGGCCUACAUAUGAAUAGGUGCUAGAAUGUGGAUGUAUUAUUCCAAUCUUGUUACAACUACUGGUACACACUGAGAUGUUACAUUUUAAAUUAUAACUCACACAACGUAGUGAGUGUAAUGGUUACGUGUGUGUAUAAAGUGUAAACAAAAUUCAUAUAUCCAUCAUGUCCAUCGAAUCUGAAAAAAUCUGUGCAGACCCAUGACAGUUCCGGUUCCGGUACAGUUUGUUGCAUUCCAUACGGGCCGCGCUUGCCGAUACUGCUUUCACGACGCACCGCAACCACAGUUACCAUGAUUCCCGUUGUUGACGCAAUUAUUUCAUGACGUCAUGAGCCAUUGACCAAUCACGCAAGUAGAUUUAUUCACACCGGCGCCACUGUCUUGAAGUGUAUCUAAAAAUCGUCUGCUAGAACAUACAGGACAACAACGUCGGCGGAGACAGU
Lineus longissimus is the source of this 1237-nucleotide messenger RNA. Its product is annotated as lambda-crystallin homolog. Lineage: Eukaryota; Metazoa; Nemertea; Pilidiophora; Heteronemertea; Lineidae. Gene Ontology annotation, biological process: fatty acid metabolic process. The transcript has 4 exons. The record is from RefSeq and is a predicted model, not a curated record. Gene Ontology annotation, molecular function: L-gulonate 3-dehydrogenase activity. Bases 1 to 630 code for a protein of 209 amino acids.